CAAGCACACUCACGACGGCAGAACGCGUGGUGUCACACUUUACGGAGGCGCGAGGCCGCGGGCGGACGCUGCGUCGGAGUCAGCCACAGGUUAGGGGCUCCACACUCCAAGUUGUGGACUGGCUCUUCGUCCGUUGGCGCCCAAACAGCUCGGCCAUCAUGGCAGGAGUGGCAGCGCUGUGGCGGAAGACUAGAGAUUAUGUGAAGACCCCGGAGUUCCGGGAAUAUCUAACCAGCACGCACUUCUGGGGUCCUGUGGCCAACUGGGGCCUUCCUAUGGCCGCCUUUAAUGACAUGAAGAGGCCGCCGGACAUCAUCAGCGGCCGCAUGACAACAGCGCUCAUCUUGUACUCCAUGGCCUUCAUGCGCUUCGCCUACCGCGUACAGCCUCGAAACCUCCUGCUGAUGGCUUGCCAUGCCUCCAACGUUGUGGCGCAGAGCAUUCAGGCGAGCCGCUAUGUACGCUACCACUACGGCGGCGGCAUCGGGGGCAGUGGCAGCGGCAGCAGCAGCGCCAGCGGCAGCGGCAGCGGCAGCGGCGGCAACGGCAACGGCAGCGGCAGCAACGGUGGCAACGGUGGCAAUGGCGGCAAUGGCGGCAACACCGCCGCCGAAGUCUACGAUCCUCCAGCUACCACCUGCGGCUGCCCCACUGGGCACUGCCCCACACGAGUUUGUUAAUGGCUGAGAGGGCCUGACCGAAUCUUUGCAGCUUGCAAGCACUGAACUAUCACUCCUGAAGAAAAUCCAACAAAGACUUUGGUUUUGACACUGAAACAGUGCGAAUCUGAUUUAAACCUGCAGUUUGCUUAAUAAAAUGAGUGUUGAACUAA
Messenger RNA from Microcebus murinus (gray mouse lemur), 832 nucleotides. RefSeq names its product mitochondrial pyruvate carrier 1 like (gene MPC1L). Lineage: Eukaryota; Metazoa; Chordata; Mammalia; Primates; Cheirogaleidae. Gene Ontology annotation, biological process: pyruvate import into mitochondria. The record is from RefSeq and is a predicted model, not a curated record. Gene Ontology annotation, cellular component: mitochondrial inner membrane.